GACCUUACACUAAAUGAGUCUCUAAAAUGGGUUUUACAGAAAAACUGUUUGAUGAUCUCGCGCGAUCUAGUGGAAUCCCAGCGGACCAGAUCAGUGUCAUUGUGGGAAUGCUGGUGACAUUAUUUCUUUCAAUAUUAUAUAAUCUAUUUUUGUCACCUCUAAAAGUUGGUCGAACUACAAGACUCGCUUUUGGCGUUGUCUGGGGCAUUGCAAUUGGUUGGUUUUGUUAUACUAGUGAUAUGAUUCAAUUAGUUAUCUUAUUGCUGUUAUCUUACUAUAUUAUACAAACCGUUUCACCUCAAGUAGUUCACAGGUAUAUUUUCACCUUGGCAAUGUCAUGGUUGUCAAUCAAUCAUAUCUAUAGACAGGUGACAGACUAUGGUGGCUAUAAAUUAGACAUAACAGGACCAUUAAUGCUUAUCACUCAAAGACUCACUUAUGUUGGUUUUGCUGUACAUGAUGGUCUUGGAAGAGAUCCAAAAGAGCUCACUCAUGAACAGAGACAACACAGUAUAAAGUACUUCUAUGUUCCAAUAGAAAUAAUGCAUUUAAAUAUAGUGACAAAAAUCAUUGUGAAAAGCAUUCUUUACCUUAAAUCACAAUUGUUUUCAUCUGUUAAUCUUGGGAACACUUCUUUCUGUAGAAAAAGACCAAGUUUCUUAGAAUUUUUUAGCUACAUCUUACACUUCAGUAUGCUGUUAGUUGGACCUUCAUGUAGUUACUAUGAAUUCAUGGAAUUUGUUGAUGGUACCAACAUGAAGGGCUUUAAACAAUCUGGCAAAGCAUAUCUUCCUAUGGUGACAGCAACCAAGAAAAUUUUACUAUCAUAUGUAUUUCUUGGAGGUCUUGUAUUAGGCAAUGCUCUUAUAUCCCCAAAAACAUGCAUCGAUCCAGAAUUUAUGUCCAAGUCAUCAUUGCUCACUAAAAUAAUAUUUAGUUAUAUUGUAAUUGCGGCAAUAAAGAUGCGUUAUUACUAUGCCUGGACAUUUGCUGAUGGUGUUAUAAAUGUGGCUGGCAUGGGUUACAAUGGGUUGGAUGAGAAUGGGGAAGCUCAAUGGGAUAAAUUCACAAAUGCAAAAAUUAAACAAAUAGAGCUUGGCACAAACUCUCGCACAAUCCUUAAAAAUUGGAAUAUUGGAACUGAAAAAUGGCUGAAAAGGAUAAUAUAUGACAGAUCAAAUGAUAACCUGACUGGUGUCUUAGCAACAUCAGUUACCUCCGCAUUCUGGCAUGGUUUUUAUCCUGGAUAUUAUUUAUGUUUUGUUACUGUUGGUUUCCUAACUCUCUCUUCUAGAUUGGCGAGGCGUUCAUUCCGUCCCUAUUUUCAAGAAAGCAAGGAAAAGCAGAUAUUUUAUGACAUUUUAACAUGGUUGAUAACCUGCAGUAUGGUGGUUUAUUCAUGCAUUCCUUUCGUGUUGCUUGACUUGAAUUCAGGAUUCAUUUUUUGGAGGUCCUUGUACUUCUAUGGUCAUAUUGUGGUACUACUGGGAUUCGCCUCCCCCUGGAUCAGUGCUGCCCUUGGCAUGAAACGUGAAGAAAAGAAUAUAAAAUUGAACGGACCACGAGAAAUGACGGAGGAGCCGAUCAAUAGUCGCAGGAUAGAUGGUGGACUCAAACAAGAAUAACUGUAAUAAUUGUAAAUUGUAAUAAUAAUUUAAGGGUAUUUAUUGUUGAUGUUUAAAAGGUUGGGUAUAUAACAUGGCUUAUAUUGUAGUAUGGUAGUGAUGCACUGGUAGUGAUGCACUGGUAAUGAGACAAUCCAUUAUGGUUAAUUUUGCACAAUGUUUCCUAAGAAUAUUCAUUUCACAAUUAGACUUUAAUAAACUAUUUUAGAAUGGUCGUCACAAUUACAUAGUUAGGUUUUAUAAAUAAUUAUAUAUAUUGUAUAAAUUAUUAAUAAUAAUGUACGUAGUUAGUUAGG
This is a messenger RNA of Dendronephthya gigantea, 1921 nucleotides long. RefSeq names its product lysophospholipid acyltransferase 1-like. Gene Ontology annotation, biological process: lipid modification. NCBI's taxonomy places the organism in Eukaryota, Metazoa, Cnidaria, Anthozoa, Malacalcyonacea, Nephtheidae. Bases 27 to 1625 code for a protein of 532 amino acids. The record is from RefSeq and is a predicted model, not a curated record. Gene Ontology annotation, molecular function: acyltransferase activity. The transcript has 14 exons. Gene Ontology annotation, cellular component: membrane.